UGUCCAACUGCCAGCCGAUUCGGACAGCGAUGGCAUUUCAGAAACUCCUGGCUUUUAUUGGCACCAUUUUACUGGUAAGAUAUUUCUUGGACAGCACAACUAUACACGACUUGCGAUUUAUAUCACCUUAUAUCUUCCACAAAAGCGCUUUGUGUUGACAAAAAGAAAAGGUCCAAAUUGCUGAAGUUUGAAAAUUCUAAAUUAAGCGAUCUUUCUAGUUUAAGCUGAUGUAAUUUAUAUUUAAUCUAAUUAUCCAUUAAAUUGAAACAGUUAAAAAAAACGUUAAAACUCUUUCGACGCCGAACAAAGUCCUUCAAGUGAUUUCGAAGCCAGAAUAUCAAGCGCGUAAAUAGAACAAGCGGUACCUGUUAACAAAGUGUUCCUCUUUUCCAGGGAAUUACAACAGCUGACGAUAGACUGACAAAAAACGCGAUAUAAACGUUUAUCGAUCAAAGGACAAGAUAACUGCGUACAAUUCACACGGAUAUCAGAUCACAAGGCAAAUUUCUGUAUUAGAAAUUUUCUGCAGAGCAAGGCUCAGUUUUCUUUUUAAGUAUUUUGUUAAGAAAGUCUUAUUUUAUUCUCUCUGUUUUGGGUUAAGGUCGCUGCCCCCAGCGAAAGCAAACAGAAUCCAGAGCUUGCAACCUCCUGUGUUGAUUAUCUGCGCAGUGGGAGCUCUGAAAGUGGCAUCUACAAACUGUACGACCAAAAUGGAAAGAGGUACACCGCUUACUGUGACAUGAAGUCCGAAUUAGACACUGCAUGGACUUUGGUGAUGUCAUGGUGCACCACAAAUCGAAAGCUCCCAGCGUUUGUGAAAUACCCCUUCAACUACAACUCCCCACAAAACGAGGACGCCCUUAACUGGGAUCUUUACCGCUUAAGUCUGGCGCGAAUGAGAUACUUGCAGGAAAUGUCCACUCACUGGCGAGCAACAUGCAGCUACCCGUUAAAAGGUAUCGAUUUUAGAGAUUACCUUCGGGGAAACUUCCAAGAUUUUAACAUCUUCUCAUUUGUCGGGACGGGCGUUUGCAAGAAAGUGGAAUAUGUCAACAUCCGGGGACACGUGGGCACAGAUGUGACGGCGGGUUUCUUUCAGAAGUUAAAUGAAUACACCCUGCAUAUUAACACUCCAUCCAACUGUCAGUUUGACUCGCGAGAUGGUGCAGUGUCAAGUGAAGACAACUUUGGUUGGUACGGUGAUGGCCUCAGCACUAAAUUCCGAUGCACUGAAACAGACGAAUCCACCACCCAGUAUUGGUUUGGUGCUAAGCGCUAA
Porites evermanni is the source of this 1279-nucleotide messenger RNA. NCBI's taxonomy places the organism in Eukaryota, Metazoa, Cnidaria, Anthozoa, Scleractinia, Poritidae. The record is from the annotation of a GenBank genome assembly.